Molecule: messenger RNA, 1846 nt
Organism: Periconia digitata
Lineage: Eukaryota; Fungi; Ascomycota; Dothideomycetes; Pleosporales; Periconiaceae
Source: the annotation of a GenBank genome assembly
GUUCCGUUGGGCAAGCAUGCAGCUACAGUACCUUUGUUCGUUCAGCGUAGAUGAUGACAUCAAGAGGAGGCUUGGUCGGCUACCUCCAGACCUGCACACUCUCUACGACGAGCUUUACCAAUUGCUUGCCGCAGGACCGGGCGCAACUGAGGCAGCAGUUUUCAAGAACGCCUUACAAUGGCUUUUGUGCGCUCGAAGGGCAUUGAGGACUGAAGAGUUCUUGUGCGCGGUUUCAUUAGAUGUUCAACAGGGUCAGAUUGUGAGUCUGGCAUCAAAAGACCACGUGCUAAAGAUUUGCAACAACUUCGUCGUCUUUGACUCAGAGCUGGACACGUUUCGCUUUGCACAUCUGUCCGUACGCGAGUACUUGGAGCAGAAGCCCGAAUACAGCAGACCAACAACGAACGCUCUAGCAGCAGAGGUUUGUCUCUGGACUGUAAUUUCUACCAGCCCAAGUAAAGCAACCCAGAAAUUGCUUGCGGAAAUGGGCUGGCAGGCAGAAACGCUUCGAGCUGAGUUGAAGGACCUAUCCAGAUAUGCUGAUAUCUAUUGGGCUGAACACUGCAGGUUCGCAAAGGAGUUCCGAAGCUCUGGUAGGCUGAAAGCGGCACUGGAAGAUAUGCUGUUAAGCAACGGUGGCGCGAGUUCCAGCAUUGCGCUAUGGAACAAGCGGCUGGAACGGCACUUGGAAAACUAUGAUUAUCGAUAUCUCGGAAUGCCAUUGGUGGACACAAUACCAGCCACAGGCUCACUGAACUGCACUGGAUUGCUCGUUUCGUGCGCCUUCGAUUUCGUGGAGCACAUAGAGGUGGUUCUGCAAAGCCGAAUAGAAACAAUCCAGUGUGUGAAUCAACGAGGCCAUGGCCCACUGGAUAUAACAAUAGCUAAUGGGAAUUGUGCAGCUUUGGCAUUCCUGUUGACGCUGGACCAGCAGGAAACAAAAAUCACGCAGAAAAUGGUUGUCGCAGCUGCAGGGAACUACAGGAAUGGCAAGGAAGUUAUGGCACUCCUGCUUGAGCAGCGAGGAUCCGACAUUGAGAUCACGAAGGAGGUGGUUGUCGCAGCUGCAGGGAACGAGGACAAUGGUAAGGAAGUCAUGGCACUCCUGCUCGAGCAGCGAGGAUCUGACAUUGAGAUCACGAAGGAGGUGGUUGUCGCAGCUGCAGGGAACUACAGGAAUGGCAAAGAAGUCAUGGCACUUCUGCUUGAGCAGCGAGGAUCUGACAUUGAGAUCACGAAGGAGGUGGUUGUCGCAGCUGCAGGGAACUACAGGAAUGGCAAAGAAGUUAUGGCACUCCUGCUUGAGCAGCGAGGAUCUGACAUUGAGAUCACGAAGGAGGUGGUUGUCGCAGCUGCAGGGAACGAGAACAAUGGCGAGGAAGUCAUGGCACUCCUGCUUGAGCAGCGAGGAUCUGACAUUGAGAUCACGAAGGAGGUGGUUGUAUUAAUCUGUUGCAACUUUGAUAAGGAAAUCGUAGCUCUCCUGCUUAAGCAGCGAGGAUCCAACAUUGAGAUCACGAAGGAGGUGGUUGUCGCAGCUGCAGGGAACUACAGGAAUGGCAAAGAAGUUAUGGCACUCCUGCUUGAGCAGCGAGGAUCUGACAUCGAGAUUACGAAGGAAGUGGUUGCUGCAGCUGCCAACAGUGGUUAAGAGGAUGUUUUUCGCCUUCUCGAGAAGGCAAAGCGCAUUGAUUUUGACAAUGUACAAUGGUACAGUAUCGCACGACUCUAUAAUGCCGCCAAGAAUGGAGAGGUUACGACCCUUCGCCGUCUGGUUGAAGAAAAUGUCCCUUUUGAUAACCGAAACAUCUACGGAGAAACUCCUCUAUGGCAAGCAGCAUUAUCU